AUGAUUUCCCAAAGGGCUCUCGCCGUGGUUGCGGCAAUCUCAUGCCUCGCCUCGCCAGCGUUUGCUUUUGAUGCCCAGUCAAAGUCUAACGUUGCUGUCUAUUACGGUCAAGGGUACGAACAGCCUCGCCUGAGAGAAAUCUGUCAAGAUGCCUCGGUAGACAUCAUUAACCUGGGAUUCAUCAAUGUAUUCCCCGGUCAGGGUGCCGGCGGAUGGCCUGGCAGUAAUUUUGCCAAUCAGUGUGAUGGCAAGACUUAUGAGAUUGGUGGAGUCAAAACGCACCUGCUUUCUGGCUGCCAUCAAUUGGUAGAGGACAUUCCUCUUUGCCAGGCAGCGGGAAAGAAAGUUCUGCUGUCGCUAGGAGGCGCAAGUCCAGAUACCCAACGGAUCCUGUCUGAAACGGAUGCGCUUCUAUUUACCGACUUUCUUUGGGGAGCCUUUGGACCUAUUGAUGAUGCGUGGGUGGCCAUGGAUGGUCCUCGUCCUUUCGGUGAUGUUGUUGUUGAUGGAUUUGACUUUGAUAUCGAGCACAACGGUGGUUUUGGCUACGCCACCAUGAUCGAUCGGUUCCGGGAACACUUCGAUCUUAUCCCUGACCGUACCUUUUACAUCUCUGGCGCACCCCAGUGCUCAAUCCCCGACCAACAAUUAGGCCUCGCAAUUGCCGCGUCUGUCUUUGACUUUGUCUGGGUCCAGUUCUAUAACACGGCAGGAUGCUCUGCCCGGGACUUUUUCAACGUUGCCGGAAACGGCAAAGGCGGCUUCAGCUAUGAUGCAUGGGUCAACGUCAUCAAGAACGGGCGCAAUCGCGCGGCGAAGUUGUAUAUUGGACUUCCGGCCAGCGAGAGUGCUGCCAAACCGGGAUACUAUCUCACUCCUGAAGAGGUCGACGUUCUGGUUGCACGGUACAUGGGUCGUUAUCCGGAUACCUUCGGUGGCAUCAUGCUUUGGGAGGCCACUGCAUCGGAGCGAAACCAGAUCGACGGAGCUGCCUAUGCCGAGCAUAUGAAGAACAUCCUAGUCCAACGCGAUCCUGCGCAUCCCACUCCAACUGCGGUCCCUUCCAGCACCAUCCCCGUCACAUCCAGCAGACCUAUCUCCUCGGGGACAACGUCUACUUCAAUCAUUGUGUCACCAACUACCUCCUCUGUUGCCACCACAUCGCCGUCGCAUACCAGCCGCUCGAGCUCCUAUCCCAGUCCGUCGGCCACCACGAAAGUGACCAGCACGCUUACUCCCUCGAGGUCCCCGGUCACUUCCGGAAGACCCAGCCCAUCGACCUCGCCGGUUACGUCUCGGACAAGGUCCACCCCCGUGAUACGCACGUCGACAGUCUCGACCAUCACCAGCCAUUCUAGCAGCUCGGUGCCGUCUAGAACGCCCACGUCGCACCACCCAAGCCCGUCAACCAGUGUGAUCGCUUCUAGUACUCGAGUCUCUUCCAGCUCGCAUAUUAGUUCGGGACGGCCCAGUUCGUCGACUUGGGCCUCCACAGUGUCUUCUACCAUCUCGCGCACCUCCCAGGCCACUACAUUGAGCCCGUCAGGGAAACUUCCUAGCAGCAACGGCCAAUCAAAUACUAUUCCAUCGCAGGGAGCCACCGCUUCGUCCUCAAAUGAGACCGGCAAGCCAACGGGAUCGUCCACCGGCACGGCAUCUCAUCAUGGAAGCGGCACCAUCACAAUGCCCCCUGGCGUCACGGAUGGGCCUCAGACAACGGCUCCGGCUAACCCCAACGGCUCCAGUUCUGGGGGCGUCACCAUCACGACCGUGAUUGUCACUUCGUACACCAGCAUCUGCCCGACAGGAUUCACCACGAUUACCACGACUUACACGACAACGUACUGUCCUGGAACGAUCCCGGCCACGGCCACGGUUACCAAUCCUCCUCCGGGGUCAGCACAGACGACGGCUCCCAGCCCGCCAGAGGGAUGGACCACGACGGUGACUGUUUGCACGCAAUGCGCGGCAACCCCUACCACGGUGACUCUCACCGUGCCAGUCACUGCCACCGUGACCAACCGUCCCUCUGCCCCCGAAUCGCAGACCAACGCUGCUGCUGCUCCUCCACCGGCGGGAUGGACCACAACGGUGACGGUGUGCACUCGAUGCGGACCAUCGCCUACCACGUUGACUCUCACCGUGCCCGUCAGUGCGGCGACCGAGACCGUACCUGGAUCUGGCCCGUCGGUCGGCACUGGUCCAGAAGGGGGCGCCGGCACCCCUUCCAACCUGGAUACCACCAACACCCAUUAUCUACCUCCUGCGCCCACCCGGUCCCCUAUCUUUGGGACUGGGAACGCUCAUCCUCGCCCUUCGACUUCGACCUUGUUUGUGCAGCCGUCGCCCAGUGAAUCGCGGGUGCCGGUCGCUCCGAGUACAACGUCAGAGUAUCCGGCGCCCAUGUUCACCGGCGCAGCACCGCGCCAGGCUAGACUCAGCCACGCGGCCGGCGCCUUGUUAGUUGUGGCUCUGCCCGUGCUCAUGAUGAUGUGA
Molecule: messenger RNA, 2496 nt
Organism: Aspergillus affinis
Lineage: Eukaryota; Fungi; Ascomycota; Eurotiomycetes; Eurotiales; Aspergillaceae
Gene: chiA1
Product: class III chitinase ChiA1
Exons: 3
Coding region: 1-2496 (831 amino acids)
Biological process (GO): carbohydrate metabolic process
Cellular component (GO): extracellular region
Molecular function (GO): chitinase activity
Source: RefSeq, a predicted model, not a curated record